AUGCGGGGAAUAAUGAGAAGAAACCUAGUUAAUCUAUGCUUUUCAAAAUUCAAACGUUCUAUUCCCAUUGCAGAAAAGAAAGCAAAUUAUUUUUCAACAAAAGUGAAUUCAUCCGACUUUGAGCAACCACUCGCAACCACUGAUAUUCAUGAUCAUCUCGACCUUGUCAAUGUUUUCUCCACGGAGAGAUUCUUUUUCUCCUAUCCUGGCCGAACAAGCUCUAUAAUGGAGUCUUCAUUUUCCUUCAUGUUAACGGCCACAUCUUCAAAUUCACCUCUACCUGUUCCUGACCCGACAGGAGGAUUGGAUGGUACUGUCAUAGGAGGCGGCGUGGCCGUGUCGAUUUUUUCGGACCAACCAUAUAUGGAUUUCAGGCGAUCCAUGGAAGAGAUGGUGGUGGCCGGAAACUUGUUUGAUGUCAGGUCUAACUGGGAAUACUUGCACGAGCUCCUACUCUGUUAUCUUGUUCUUAACUCCAAACCUACCCACAGUUUUAUCGUCCAUGCUUUCUCCGACUUACUCACUACUCUCAUGUGA
Impatiens glandulifera is the source of this 537-nucleotide messenger RNA. RefSeq names its product transcription repressor OFP12-like. The record is from RefSeq and is a predicted model, not a curated record. Gene Ontology annotation, biological process: negative regulation of DNA-templated transcription. Lineage: Eukaryota; Viridiplantae; Streptophyta; Magnoliopsida; Ericales; Balsaminaceae. The transcript is spliced from 2 exons. Bases 1 to 537 code for a protein of 178 amino acids.